Molecule: messenger RNA, 2392 nt
Organism: Megalops cyprinoides (Indo-Pacific tarpon)
Lineage: Eukaryota; Metazoa; Chordata; Actinopteri; Elopiformes; Megalopidae
Gene: gadd45gip1
Product: growth arrest and DNA-damage-inducible, gamma interacting protein 1
Exons: 2
Coding region: 12-713 (233 amino acids)
Cellular component (GO): nucleus
Source: RefSeq, a predicted model, not a curated record
ACAUUGCAGGAAUGGCGGUCUCCAUGCUGUGCGGAAGGUCGGUAAGGGUGCGUGGGCUCCUUAGAGGGAUUUCGGUCUUGAAAACUUUAAUUGGCAGUACCACGCAGUGUGGACCCUUAUUACAAAUUGUGUACUAUAACCCGAAGCCUCUCAGAUUAAAUUUCAAGGACCCAUAUAUCCCAGAUAAGAAGAGCGAAAAGACUCCCGAAUGGCAAAAGACUAUAAAAUAUGACCGUAAAUUGUUCGGACGGUAUGGCUUCGCUUCGGGUGUCGAUCCAGAACAGCUGUGGCCGAGCUCCGAAGAGCUGAAAGAGAUGAUCACUGAGGAGAAAGAAUGGCAACCGUCUUUGGAGGAAAUGUUGACAAACAUUAGGGCGAAGGAGCAGGAAAGGGCUAAGAAACUGCAAUCUAGAGAGAAACUAAUUGCCGCAAACAUGGCGAAAAUGCCACAGAUGGUGGCAGAGUGGCGGCGCCAGUCACAUGACAUUAAGCGCAAACACAAGGAGGAGAAGGCGCGCCGGGAGCGACUGCUGGCCGAGGCCAGGGAACGCUUCGGAUACGCGCUGGAUCCCCGCAGCCCCAAAUUCCUGGAUAUGGUCAAAGAGAUAGAAAAGGAAGAAAAGAAGAAAAGAAAACUACUGAAACGUCAAAAGAAUGCCGAGGAAUCAGCUGCACCAGCUCCCGAUGCUCCUGCACCUGGAGCCACUUCAUAGACACUGUAGAUGGAAAAGGAUUUUGUACAUAGCAAAGUGUCACUCACUUACAUUUCUCAAUGUUCAAUCAAUUAAAGUGUACUUAAACUGCUGUCUCAGUUCUAAACAAAUCUCCCACGGUGCUUAUUCCAUCUUAAGUUACAGUUCAGUCUGGACACUUCCAGGAACAUAUGUAGAUAUGUCACAGAAAUAAUGGUAUGCACAUAGCUGGCAAGGGAAAGCAUACAUAGAUAAGUAAACACACUACACUGUUUUCAGGUAGUGACAAGCAUUACCUGGACUGUGACUGUUAUUUUGGUUUGGAAAAUGGCUGGCUAAUGUGGAGUGUUUUAUGCAUAAUGCCUAAAACAGGCACUGUACUGCAGUAUGAGGCUAUGAAAACCAUACUGAAAAGACCCAGUUCAGAAUGUGCAGUAGUUAUGUAGGCAGCCAAGCAAACUUUUUCCGCUUUCUCCAUCCCCAGCCUUGACCUGACUGCACAGUUGGGGGGUAUCAGCACUAUUGUUAGUUUUCAUCACCGCAUUUGCUAUACUUUGUAACGUUAAAUCAUUUUUCCCUCAAAGCUAACCAUAGCUAGAAUUUUUCCAAUGUAGUGUUUACAUCGUUUUGACCACGCACAAAAGCGCUAAUCACACUGGUAUGACUGUACGCGCAAAAGGGUUAAAAUAGCAAAGCACCCCUGAUAUUAGGGGGCACUGUUGUCUUCUGAGGCAGCCGCACAGGAGCUCACUCAUGCUUUUUAACUCUGCUACAGUCCCCCAUAACCUCCUGCAGCAACCUCAGCCAGCUGACAGGUAUAUAGCAGCACUAACAGGUCCUGUAUAAGAGUGUUAGCUCUGCUACAGUUAUCUCCCUUCUGAUUUGCAGUAGUCAAUAUAUGAAGUGUGUGGGUUUAUAAGAAGCCAUAUUGUCAGUAGAAGCAGUUUGUUUUUACACAAAGGUAAAACCUAUUUUUCAAGUUCACUGUUUCCUAUGGUUGAAGGAUACUGAUAAAUAUUAAGAAAAGAGGGCCACUAGAUGAGGUUAUUAUUUAGUUUAUCCCAGCAAAUAAAUCCGUGUACCAUCAUAUCUUCCUUUAUGACUUGACAAGAAGAAGGUGGCAUUUAGAUCCAGGGUUAAGUAUGGAUUUUCCAGACAGUUAAGGUAUGAGUGCAAGUGUAAUAUGCUGUCUCUGCUUACAUUACUUUACACACAGAACUACGAGAGACUCAGUAUUCUCUGUACAUGGCAGUAGUCCCAUUCUGACCGAAAUAUCUCUAAAAUUAGUUGAUUUAUUAUCCCUUAGAGGACACUUAGCUGAACAUGCCGUAUAUCCCUUGUAUAAUUUCCAUAAGAAUUACAAUUAUCAUCAGACCACAAUUGAACUUUGAGCAGCAACCUGUUCCCAACCCUGAGUGAUGGCAUGAUGCUUAUAAUCAUGAAUGUCCAUUCCAAGAUUCAUAGAGACGUCACAGUUGUCCUUAUGGUCAGCCAUACGAAAGCCUAUGCCAUUUGGCCAUGUACAAAGAGAGUCCGAUCUGUGUUGUCAUGUCAAGCUGAAGUCUUUCCACUGGACACUGGACACAGGUAUGAAGACGGUCAUCCAUUGGCUGUGAGGGGAGACCUAGAUUUUGGCCCCCACCCACAAAAUGAUAAGAAGCACUGGGUGGGGAUGGGACCACUGUACUGUCGCGUCUGUA